CACUUGCAACCACCUUUUUAACAUUUGUGUUAAACCUGGCUUUUGCUUUGAGUGUUCUGGGGUUCCUGAUCAUGCACAUUUCAUUGGUUUCUGCUAAUACAACCACCAUUGAGGCAUAUGAGAAGAAAACCACUCCAAAAUGGAAGUUUGAUCUGGGCCGGAAGAAGAAUUUUGUUCAGGUUUUCGGAACUGACAAGAGAUACUGGUUCAUCCCCACAUACUCUGAGGAGGAUUUACGAAGAAUGCCGGCUCUACAGGGCCUCGAGUAUCCAACUAGGCCCGAUUUGGAUAAAUGGAAGUGUUCACGGUGAUCUAAUAGCACCUAAUCAUUUAGCACCUUUCGAAUGUUGGCGGCUUCAACACUCCGAUAUGUGCAUAAGGUAACUUAUUUAAAGAAUUAUUCGUAAAUUUUUUGAACUGUUUUGCUGACACGGAAAUUAAAAAGGAAUAGUUCCAGGGUUGUACGGUUUUAAGAAUGGUUCGGUUGAGUUGUAAAAUGUUGUUGAUGUAUUUAGUUAAUAUAUGGUGAGGUAAGCUUGUAGGGUUUAAACUUGCUUCAAACUUGUUGAAUUUUAGUUUUAGUGAUAUUGUUGUGUGUACCUUCAGAUCCAAGUCUCUCUUUUUGCUUGAUAAAGGCCACAAUUGUGGAUAAAA
Molecule: messenger RNA, 654 nt
Organism: Ananas comosus (pineapple)
Lineage: Eukaryota; Viridiplantae; Streptophyta; Magnoliopsida; Poales; Bromeliaceae
Product: probable protein S-acyltransferase 14
Exons: 5
Coding region: 72-311 (79 amino acids)
Source: RefSeq, a predicted model, not a curated record